UCUCCACGAGUACAUGCCCCUCGUGAAGGACCUCCUCCACCCAUCCCUGGAAGAGAAGAGGAAGCCGAGGAAGAAACGCCUGGUACAGAGCCCCAAACCCUACCCCAUGGAUGUGAAGUGCCAUGCAGAGACAGUAGUUUUGUGUGUUGGCUGCCCCACUGUCCUUUGCCAGCCCACAGGAGGAAAAGCAAGGCUUACAGAAGGAUGCUUCUUCUUAAGGAAGCAGCACGAAAGCAUCCUGAAUCAAGGUGAUGCCUUCGACGCCCUCUCCACUCCCUUUCUGCAGUCUGUGGCCUUGAGUUUAGCUAUUUUUUAA
This is a messenger RNA of Mustela erminea (ermine), 316 nucleotides long. Its product is annotated as 40S ribosomal protein S27-like. Bases 14 to 316 code for a protein of 100 amino acids. The transcript has 2 exons. Gene Ontology annotation, molecular function: structural constituent of ribosome; RNA binding. NCBI's taxonomy places the organism in Eukaryota, Metazoa, Chordata, Mammalia, Carnivora, Mustelidae. Gene Ontology annotation, biological process: translation; ribosomal small subunit assembly. Gene Ontology annotation, cellular component: ribosome; cytosolic small ribosomal subunit. The record is from RefSeq and is a predicted model, not a curated record.